Molecule: messenger RNA, 291 nt
Organism: Seminavis robusta
Lineage: Eukaryota; Bacillariophyta; Bacillariophyceae; Naviculales; Naviculaceae
Source: the annotation of a GenBank genome assembly
AUGUCACGAGGUGACAAACGAGACAGAGACCGCGCCAAGACUCAGGCGAGACUGGCCCAAAAGUCAAAGGCCAAUGCCAGGGAAGGACGCCCCGAAGACCGGAAUGCCAAUGAUGCUGCCGCCUUGCAAGCAAAAGUAGCCGCGAAAAAGGCCGCCAAAGACGCCGAGGCGGGCAAUGCUCCGUCCAAGGGACCUGUCGCACGCAAAGCCAAGAACAAGAAACAACAAGACUUGGACGAUCUUCUCAAUGCUGGAUUGACUACUGGAAAAAAGAAGGGAGCCAAGGCCUAA